Phaeoacremonium minimum UCRPA7 is the source of this 873-nucleotide messenger RNA. RefSeq lists its product as hypothetical. The coding region runs from base 1 to 873 and encodes 290 amino acids. The transcript has a single exon. Lineage: Eukaryota; Fungi; Ascomycota; Sordariomycetes; Togniniales; Togniniaceae. The record is from RefSeq and is a predicted model, not a curated record.
AUGGCGAAUAACGUGCGCAUGCGCUGCUCGACAGAUCCAGAUCGCGACUGUCUCAUCCACCAAAGCCGCCUUUCUAGACGACGACGUUUGUGCGACACACCAGAAGCCCGCGCGUGGCCCGAGAAUGUCCGCGCCGUCGUCGACUUCAUUCAGCAGCAUCGCGAUCAUCACGAUCACGAUCACGGUCACAAGGUCGAGGUCGAGUCCGAGUUCGAGGUCGAGGUCGAGGGCGAUAUCAACAAAGGCUUUGUUGUUCCCAAUUUCGAGACCGAGACCGAGACCGAGUUUUGUGCGCAGAUCACGUUCCCUCUCGAACCUUCCGAUUACGAGCUGCUCAUUGAGCUGCUACAGUUGACAGGCGAAGGCGAAGCUCUGCAACUCGAAGAAGUUGACGUUAACGUUGACACGCUGGAGACAACAGGCAAGUCAAGAAACUCGACCUUUUUCUCUUCUUCUCCCUUCCUCUCUAUCUCGCGCGCGCGUCGCGACUUUUGCCCUUGCCCCUUCCCUCUACUGCAAUCAUCAGACGAAAUCGCAUAUUUUGCUAACCUGUCAAUUUUUGCUCUGCCUGCAGUUUCCAGCCCCACUACCACCACCACCACCAUCGCUCCCACGGGAGACGGAGACGGAGACAAAUCCAAAUGCAACAAGCGCGACGUCGUGCUCUCUGAUGCUACUUCUUGUGCUCUGAUCAGACAGGAACUUGCCUCCCUCGGCCGCCACCUGCACCAGCGUAUGCGUCCGCUCUUCUACAACCCCCGCUUGUGCGCCAUGACCAUCACACGCCAGCCUGAGACGGUGUUCCACCUAUGCUUCAAGCACUCUGUCGGUCGGCUCAUCGAGGAGCGUGCGCAGCAGGCCUGCUCCAGCUAG